This is a messenger RNA of Leopardus geoffroyi (Geoffroy's cat), 3911 nucleotides long. RefSeq names its product proteasome assembly chaperone 4-like. Bases 3256 to 3675 code for a protein of 139 amino acids. The transcript has a single exon. NCBI's taxonomy places the organism in Eukaryota, Metazoa, Chordata, Mammalia, Carnivora, Felidae. The record is from RefSeq and is a predicted model, not a curated record. Gene Ontology annotation, biological process: proteasome assembly.
GUAAUUUCAACACUGAAACUAGUCAUUUAGGAAUCAGCUGAAGAAAUCUGCCCCACCCCCUGUCAGAAGAUCCUACUCUAGGCUCUUUGAAUAAUCAAUCCCUUCUUUUCCAAUCAAAGAAAUAAAUUACACCAAUUCCUGUUUGAUUUUACAGAGUUCCCUGAAAUUUUCUAUGAAUAUCCCAAAGAUAUGAGAAAAAUAAUGCACAAAACAACAUACCAAAAUAUGUAUAGUGUAGGGAUAGGAAGAAAACUAGUCACCAUUUAUUGAAGCGCUCCACAGCGCACCAGACACCGUGGUUUGUUGCCGCUCAUGUUGUUAUUUGAUACUCACUUCAACCUUGGGAGGCAGAAAUUCCCAUCCCCAUAUUACAGAAGAAGUGGCAGGGUUUGCAGAAGGUCAAAUAAACAGGAAAUGACAGAGUCAGAACUCAAACCCAGUCUGUGGGACUCCAAAGCGUUCACUCCUAACCUCUACAAAAUAGACUGCCACUGUUAGUGGAAAUACAAAAAAGCAGUCUAACAGAGUAAAAAAGAAUGCUGUAUAGAUUCUGCAGUGAUAGGGAAUCUGUAUUUUAAUUUUUCAGGUGGCUUCAAUGUAGUCACUAGACAGGGAUCAAAUUUAGGAACCACUGGCAUAUAAAUAUAUAAAUAUAUAGAUAUGGAUAGAUAAAUAGAUGGAUAAAUAGAUAGAUAGACAGAUAGAUACCUCUCUCCCCACAGGUGCAUGUGUACACACACACACACACACACACACACACACACACACAUAAAAUUUGAGCUUGAUGAAAAGCAAUACAAAUGCCAAUUAUUGAUUUUGGAAAGUAAUUACAAUUUCAAAGACCGUGAAGGCAAAAUGUGUCAAAGAUAAAACCCACAGCCACUAGAAUUUCUCUGUAUACAGAGUAUCUGAGUCACUGUAGUGUCCCUACAAGACGCAUUUUCCCCAAGGUGUCAUUUAAGGCAAUGAUGUCAUAGGAAAUGAUGCUGAUGGACAGGCACCAGGGAAGAGUCGCAGCCUAGAGAAGUGGGGCUCCUCUCUCAACUGGGUCACCUGGAUUAUUAAAGUGGGGCCACUAGAUGAAUUCUCCCCAAGUAGUUACUCUUCUAUCAACUCUCCUGACUGCACCAAAUGGUCUCCUACAGUGUAUUUGGUUUGCCGAUUUUAAGAGAAAGAUAGAAUGCUUUAAAAAAUCAUUUUAGGAAUUUAUAUAGGAUUAGGAAUACUACAUACAGGAAUACAAAACUAUAUUACAUUUUUCUGUCAAUGACAAAAUACUACAGCUUAAAAAAUUAGCUCUGUCAUGAGGGAAAAUAUUGAGUGUUUCCAUUAUGCAUGAUGAUCACAGUGCAGUGACUCACAAUGUAGUUAGCAUCAUCAAGCAAAAGAUUUUUACCAUGUACCCAUCACAACAUAUGCCUGACAGUGCAAGAGAAUCAAAGAAAGGUUUCUGGUCUAGCAGGUGUUCUUUGUGUAGCUGUUAGGAUGACAAUUUUAUAGGAAGGGCUAAAAAGGAAGAGCGGCUGGGUAGCAGAGUGUGGAGACCCCGGAGAAGAUGAGCGACGACACGGUGGAGUCAGAAAGGCCUCAUGGAACAAAUAGGUCUGGACUCACACAUCUAGAUGAGAAAAAUGGAGCAGAGAUGAUAACGGGUGAGGGGCGGUAAAAGUAGGGAAGCAGGAAUAAGCAUGCUGAGUUUGAGGAACAGCAAGAUGACGCACACAGGAAUUCUAGCCGCACUAUGACUUCACUCGCCUGGGAACACCUCUGCAAAGGACUUUCCCGAACAUUAACACAAGCUUUUGGUUAUCACUGAAAUAGUGACAGCUGUACAGGUCUGCGCAAACCCUCCUCUUCCACUUGCUUUCUUCCAAGACCAAGAGCAUGUAUUCUAUGAGAACAAAGCUAAGCACCAUGCACAAAGCCUGCCAAAGCAGAACAAGCCUGAUGGUGUGCACAAGGACUGAAUUCUGCAGGCAUGAGCUCAUUAGGAUCACACUCAAAAUGCUGGCAACCAGCGGUCUGGGAAUCUGCCUGCAGCGGCACCUCAUAGAUCAGAUCAGCGGUAAGGGAGUGAGCAGCUCAUUUUUCCACAAAGAGAAGUGCAUUUUUAUAAGACAUCUUCCCCUAGCUCCCUCUCAAGUCAGGAUGCUAUCUCCUCUUUUGUAAGGUUUUAAGAGUCAGCUAGGUAAUAGAUUAUGAGACUGGAAAAAAAAAAAAAAAGGGACUGCUGAUUUUUGUGUGUAGGAUGUUGAUAGCCAGGCCUGCUUUGCUAGUGAACCCAUGUGGGGUGUUAUUUAUUCCUUGCUAUAACAAAAGUCUCCAACCCCAGUGACAAAUUAGGAUCCUUGAAACUAUAAGAUAAACUCAUUCUGAAUUGCACAGGAUAGAUUUUGUGGACAUGAUCGCCAAAAACACGACAGAGCUAACAGCUUCAUAAUGCUUCAAGGCUAGAUGCAAAGCCAAGGGGAUUUGCACAGAUCACCCAUUACAGAACCAAACACAUAGGCUGGUCAUCAGAGAGAAUAACACAGUACUGGACAGAACUAGUCGUUUGCGCCUGGACUGAAACACACCAGCCCCUUCAGCAGAACACCAGUGAAGACUUCUGUCCCCUAAAAUACACCAACGUUCCACGCUGACAAGGUGAGAGCGUUCCUCUUCAAACAUUAGUGUUUUAUGAGGUCACUCAAGAUUUUUUUAAAUGGUGUUACUAAAUGCAAUCUCCUCUGAGUGAGAGAGAAAAGACAGAGAGCUGCAUUCUGAUUGACGUGCUUAAACAUUUUAGCGGUGGAGAGAGGUAACCUAGAAGAAGACUCAAAAAGGGUGGAAAGGGGAGCUGGCAUUCGCGCUCCUACUUUAGCUACAGUCUGUAAGCACUAACUGCAAGAGGAAAACAAAACGCUACUUCUGAGAAACAGAUACACGGACAGCUAACAGUAAACAUAUGAAUGAUGACCGAGCAUCAGAUAAGGGAGGAGCCCGCUGCCUGUGGCACCAGCCAGCCCUGUACACAGGCAGGGGAGACGGAGGCCUAAGGAGCGAUGAAUGAUCCCAUGUACCUGAGAAUGGUUUCUCCAUAGCCUGAUGUGGGAGCCAACAUCUCCUCCUACCGGUCUCAGAUUACGGAAAUAUAUAUAUUAAAAUAUGUGUGUAUGUAUAUAUAAAGUAAGAGUAUUUUCUCAAAAAAAAAAAAAAAUCUGCCUUUUAUAAAAAGCAUGUUGGCUUGCUUGCUAGGGUCUGGUUGGGCCAGUGAUGGUGGUGGGGGGCCGGCGUCUUGGUGCUUGUGGUCCUGGGCCCAACGGGCAGCAUGGAGGGGCCACCCCAGAUCGGGACAUCUCCCUGCACAACUUCAGCACAAGGCUGUGGGAGCAGCUCGUCCACUUCCACGUCAUGUGGCUGACACACUGGCUCUUCCUGUGGGUGGGGGCCAUGCCGCACCUGUGCAACCUCGCCAUGGCCCUGUGCAGCCACUAUGAUUCCAUCCCCGUGUCUACCUCCCUCCUCAGAGACACUUUUGGCAUGACCUCCACUGAUCUUACCCGGCACUUAGCCAGGAAGACCAACAAACAGAUGUUUGUCAGCUAUAACCUUCAAAACACAUAUAGUAACCUCACAUUACUUGUAAAACACAGGAUAAAGGAAGAAAUGGAGGCUUAUCCAGAAAAGUUCUAGCAGAGUGGCAGAAGUGAGAAUUUGUAACUUAUGUACAAUAUACAUUUAAAUAAAUGGACUGAAUUAAAAAAAAAAAAAAAAAAGCAUGUUGCCUCAGAGGGCAGCAAGACAGGAGAAGGGUGAGGAGGCCUCCUACAUUAGCCUAUAAGGACCUGCCACUGGGAGCACCUGGGUGGCUCAGUCGGUUAGGUGUCCGACUUCAGCUCAGGUCAUUAUCUCAUGGUUCGUGGGUUCAA